This is a messenger RNA of Ectocarpus sp. CCAP 1310/34, 3008 nucleotides long. The record is from the annotation of a GenBank genome assembly. NCBI's taxonomy places the organism in Eukaryota, Phaeophyceae, Ectocarpales, Ectocarpaceae.
AUGGACUCCGUCGCCCCGAUUCUUGGUCUUCGCCCCGCCGGCAAAGACGACAACACUAGCUCCCCGGACCAGAACGUCUUCACAGAUGCUGUUCUCGCGCGUGUGGGGCACGCGGUUUUGGCUCCUUCCCCCUCCCCUCUUCUUCGCGCGCAGAACAUCGCGCCGCAACUCAUCGGAAAGCAGGGCCAGACGGUCAGCAAGCUCAUGAAGGAGAGCAGGGCGAAGAUCGUAGUGAAACCGUAUCCUGACAGGAGCGGAAACGACGUGGUCAUCACGGGGACUCCAAACGCGGUCAAGGUCAGCAAGAGCCGAGUGCUUGGCAGCACACUUGAUUGCUGUCGCGGCUGUGUUAGGGUGCGGUGUUUAGCGAUACCACUCUAUUUUCAGGCUGUGGUGGUUGGUCGGUGCGAUGGAGUUGGUGCCGGUUGCUUCGUCGUCGUCGUCAAUGCCCUCUCCCUGCGCCACCCCCUCCAAUGUACACGAAGGGUCACCAUGAGAGUAGAAGAGGAGUUCUACCGCUCCAAGGGCUGCCAGCCCACCGCUCUGCCGCCACCUUCCUCCGCCGUCGCCGCCGCCCGCAAGGCCGAGGGUGCCCGAGCCCGCCCCGCGCAACCGGUUACUGGGGGUCCCGGUGGGGGCGGGGGCGGGGGCGCCGCACCCGUGGUUGUGGAGGAUGGCGCGUGGGGGGGAGAGCUACGGCAGCUGUUGAGGGUGGCCGGGUGUGAGCACCACCUCGAGAGGUUCCGGGAGGACCAGCUGGACGGGGAGGUGCUGCUGAUGAUGGACAGGAGGGACUUUGAGAGGAUGGGGGUCACCGUGGGCGAGCAGAUCCGCAUCUUGAAUGCCCUCAAGGGCAGUGGUGCCGGCGGUGUGGAUGACUCCGACGAAGACUCGGACGGCUUGGACCCGGACCACCCGGACACGUGCAAGAUCUGCUUGGACGCACUCGUGGACAUCCUGUUCCUGCCGUGCGCCCACCACUGCACGUGCUCGCGGUGCGGUUCCGCCUACGAGGGGAAGCCGUGCAUCCUAUGCAGGAGGGUGGUCGACAAGGUGCAGAGAGUCAUCAAGCUACGCGGGUAGCUGAGUCUGUUCGGUUUCGGAGCAACUACAGGCCUGAACAGGGGCGCCGCACCUAAAUGUCGCUCUUCGGUAGUCCGGUUCGGAGUGACCCCCCAACUGCGUACGACGAGCGAAAGCUACGUUGUUUUUGGCAGAACGGACUCUGACCUGAGAACGGCCAAAGACGCGCAAACCCGCGUAAAGAAUGUCAGUCUUAUUUGUUCCCUGUGUCUCAGUGUUUGAUCCCUGAGGGGUAGCCCGCUUUGUUGGAUCGGGUGUAAGGUGGGGUUUCGAGUUCUUGGAUUAUUUGUAAAACCAGGGCCAGUUUUCUGUUGUGAAUAUGGGUAGAACCACGGUCACGAUUUUCCUCGCGAUUGUUUUCUGUGUUCGUCAGUCCGGAACCGUUUGCCAUCGAAGAUGCACCUUCUUCUGCGACACUCUUUGGAUACAUGGAGUGGGCUUCGAUGCAAGGUGGGAAGCGUUGGUUCUGGGUGAGCUGCGUGCUAUAGGCGCCGGCGGCAUCAACGGUGUGAUUCCAGAAUAGUCCGCGUCCACCAAACCGUUUGUGUACUGCCUGCCUGCAUCAUGCUUUCCUGUCGGUGCGUUUCCUAGCAUGAAGCGUUUCAGACAGUGUUUCUCUUCAUGCACAAACGCGUGUAUGCGUGCGCCUUUCCCAUUCGAUUCUAAGCGACUGACCGAUGAAAGCAAGUCACUCUCAUUGCGGAUAAGAUGCUAAUAGGUGUGGGCCAUGGUCUGGUCUGCAUGUGUUUGUAUGUUCGUACCAUCUGGUCGAUUUGUGUUUGCAUGAGCCGGCGGGGACACAGACAGGAGGAGGCAGGUAGAUCAUACGGAAAGGAUAUUUUUAUUUGUAGUAUUUUUGGUUUUAGCGCCCCACCGUGCCUCUUGGGGUGCUUGCGUUGUCAGUAUGUUGUUCCGAGAAGGUCUCAGCCGUCCCUUUCCCUCGUCGACCGUGAAGUCGGGCUUGUGUCCUCUCGCAAAUCAAGUGCUUUCCAUGGUAAACUGCGCUUUUUUUUCACUCCUUUCAUUCCUCAGAGAGGAACCAAAUUCACAGCUUGGCUACUUUCUUUUUUUUGUACCAUGCAGAGAUCGCGUUUGGAGGACUUUGUACUGGCCCUUUUCUACUUGUUCGUGAUAGAAAGAUGUGUGCCCCUGUUGUGUCGUUGGCUUGUGACCGCGGAAGGCGUCCGCGUCAGUUGGAGCAGUAUGGAUAUUGGAGGGUACCGAGCGGAGACUGGAACGGUUUUUAAUGUGAACGCAUCAACAACUUGACUCCUUUCGCUCCAGAAUGAGAGCCGAAUUCAUGCUGCCGGUAGGGUUACGAGGUUUUACCAUCAUUCGGCCACGGGGGGCGACAACCAGUAGCUAGGUGCUGUAAAUACCGGGGGCACGCAGCAUGAUGUGGAGAAUGGACAAGUUUCCGUUGGGAUCGCCACAACCUCUGCCGUGUGUACUGUAUAGGAGAAUUUUCGACGUACCACCCAUCGUGACUCGGUACUACUGACUAGGGCACAAGAGAGCGCACAACAGGACAUGCCAAUGAAGAACGUUGCGCUCCACGAAUACUUUUUUGGACAGGUCGUUAGAACAUGCGCACGGGCCACACUGAAAAAAGCCGCCAAGGUUAAGAAUGAAUCCCAAACGACCUCGAUCGAGAAGGAAACACGACAAAAGACUGUGGACAUGAUCGCACGCGCGUCCGAAUCGAUCGGUAGGGGGAUGGAGCGGACACGAAAAUGGAAUGCUGCCAUUAUUCGCGAGGGAGCCCUCAACAACUAGUUGGAAGGACUGGCAAGCACGGACAAAAAGAAAAAGAAACAUCAACCGGACAUGAAGCUCGUCGUGUGUAACUUCGAGCGCAAAACAUACAGUCGAAUUCUUACAUCAAACAAGAAGAUACGUUCGCUGUCUCUGCGUGCCCGUAGCCC